AUGGCUUGCUUCAUCUGGCCAAAGUUGGAUGCUUUAGCUCAAUGGAUAGGAGUGCGUAUGACCACGUGGCUGCAUCCAGAUGUGUCGCAGAUUCAACUUCGUGUUUGGCAAGUCAUUCGACAAAUUGAAAGUGAGAGUUGGGCAAAUUUGAGGCUAGAAUUUUCCCCACUUGUCCGAUUCUUCCUUACGGAGUCUCUGCUCGAGAGGAGCUGGAAGAUCGUGUGCAAAGCUUUUGGACCGCUUGAGAGUGUUGGCGUCCCAACUAUUAUCAGCGGAUGGUGGUUGAUCUCUGUCAAGGUGCCACUUAAAUUCCAGAGGGCAGAGUUCGGUAUGCUGCUACAAAUGACUCCAAUGGGCAGUCUAGUGGGCCUUCGUUUUCUCCCAUCGACAACGCUUGGUCUCGCAAUUGGAUGGCAGAUGCCCUGCUAUGCCGACCACGGUGUGCGCGAGUUUGAGAUUACACUCGGGAAGCGAGAUUUUAAGGUCGUGGGAACUCUCUGUUUACCCAACGCCACAGAAGAGCAAGACAAAAUACCAAAAUUCCCGUGUGUCAUUUUCCUGGCGGGCUCGGGGCCGUGUGAUCGAGACUCGACGGUAGAGGAGAACAGGCCGUUCAAAGAUCUUGCAUGGGGUCUCGCCAGUCAGGGAAUUGCCUCUAUUCGAUUCGACAAAGUGACUCGCACGUACCCCAAAGCUUUUCACAAUCGCAAGAAUAUGACCUUGACAGACGAAUAUGUCGAACACACAGUCGACGCUGUAUUACAAUGCCAGAACCAUCCGAACAUCCUUCCUAACCGAGUUUUUGUUCUUGGACAUAGCCUCGGUGCGGUGGCUGCUCCUAUUAUCGCGGCUAUGGAUGCUUCGGUCGCAGGUUGUAUCAUCAUGGCUGCGCCAGCGGAGCCAAUAUAUCGAUGUCUGAUUCGACAGCUUCGCUACAUUCAAUCAUUGGAUGGCCCAGAAGCACCUUAUCUAAGUAAGCGAAUUGACGAGGCGCAGCUACAUGCCGAUUUAGCAGAUAGUAAUCAGCUCACAUUGUCAACGCCCGCUAAGCUACUUCCCUUUGGGAUAGGCCCGUCUUAUUGGCUUGACUAUCGCAAAUUCAACCCAAUUGAAACUGCAAUAUCUAUUAAGAAGCCUAUCCUUAUCAUGCAGGGUGGCAGGGACUAUCAAGUCACCGUUCAAGAUGACUACCAACAAUGGCACACGGCUCUCCACGGAAAACAAAAUGUCCAGUUCCAUUUAUAUGACCAGCUAAACCAUCUUUUUAUUGCGGGAAAUGGGCCAUCAACACCACUCGAAUAUUGCGUUCCAGGCAACAUAGAUGAGCAAGUUAUAAUUGAUAUUGCCAAAUGGGUGUUAAGAGCAUCGUAG
Penicillium odoratum is the source of this 1371-nucleotide messenger RNA. RefSeq names its product alpha/beta hydrolase family protein. The transcript has a single exon. Gene Ontology annotation, molecular function: carboxylic ester hydrolase activity. Bases 1 to 1371 code for a protein of 456 amino acids. Lineage: Eukaryota; Fungi; Ascomycota; Eurotiomycetes; Eurotiales; Aspergillaceae. The record is from RefSeq and is a predicted model, not a curated record.